AACGGACAUCACGCUCAUUCCAUAAUUUCCCUCCACUCUCAACUCCUCACCGGAGCAACAACCGUCAAACUUCUCCGACCACCGUACAACCUCAAUCGCCACUCGCCGGAGAAGUUUCUGAAACCGCGUAAUCGAACGAUUCGGAGUAGUGACGGCGAUGGCUGAUUCAGACAAUGAAUCCGGAGGAGCACCGAACGCCGGCAACAGCGAGUUAUCACCACGAGAACAAGACCGAUUUUUACCAAUAGCAAACGUGAGCAGAAUAAUGAAGAAGGCGUUACCAGCAAACGCGAAGAUCUCGAAAGAUGCUAAGGAAACGGUGCAGGAAUGUGUAUCGGAGUUCAUCAGCUUCAUCACCGGUGAAGCUUCCGAUAAGUGUCAGAGAGAGAAACGAAAGACGAUCAACGGCGACGAUCUACUUUGGGCGAUGACUACGUUAGGAUUUGAAGAGUACGUUGAACCGUUGAAGAUUUAUCUUCAACGAUUCAGAGAGAUCGAAGGUGAGAAAACCGUUGCUGCACGUGAUAAAGAUGGUGUUGCUCCAUCUUCUUCUUCGUCUUCAGUUUUUGAUUAUGGUGCUCCUCCUCCUCAAGUUGGAUUGAUCAUGCAUCAUCAGCAUCAGGGACACGUGUACGGUUCUGGUGGUUUUCAUCAAGUGCCUGGUGGGCCUGUUUAUCCUAAUGCUGGAUCUAAUGCGGGUAGACCCAGGUAGAUAUGGUGUGGACAAGGUUUUUAGUGUUUAUGAAGAGUCUUGGACUCAUAAUUGUGGGACUAAUUAAGGGUUUUAAUUUAAUCGUGGAGCAUUAUUAAGCAAAAGUGGAGAUUCUAAUUUUUUGCUUAUUAUUGAUUGUAAAACACACUAACUCAGUGGUGAAUCAGAAAGUGGGUCAGUAGUUGUAUUGCAAAUGUUGUUGUACAUUACAAAUUAAUAGUGCUUUCUUUGCUUUUUUGUA
This is a messenger RNA of Medicago truncatula (barrel medic), 953 nucleotides long. RefSeq names its product nuclear transcription factor Y subunit B-3. The coding region runs from base 158 to 712 and encodes 184 amino acids. The record is from RefSeq and is a predicted model, not a curated record. Gene Ontology annotation, biological process: regulation of transcription by RNA polymerase II. Gene Ontology annotation, cellular component: nucleus; CCAAT-binding factor complex. Gene Ontology annotation, molecular function: protein heterodimerization activity; DNA-binding transcription activator activity, RNA polymerase II-specific; RNA polymerase II cis-regulatory region sequence-specific DNA binding. Lineage: Eukaryota; Viridiplantae; Streptophyta; Magnoliopsida; Fabales; Fabaceae. The transcript has a single exon.